Molecule: messenger RNA, 3888 nt
Organism: Pseudogymnoascus destructans
Lineage: Eukaryota; Fungi; Ascomycota; Leotiomycetes; Thelebolales; Thelebolaceae
Exons: 3
Coding region: 1-3888 (1295 amino acids)
Source: RefSeq, a predicted model, not a curated record
AUGUCGGCUUCGGGAGCGCAUGUCGCAACCUCGUCAUGCUUGGAGGCAUUUGGAGCUCUUCGGAGUCACCUCCAGUCAGCGAAACCAGAGCUUGCAGCUCAAGUUCCUGAUGCUGAUGUCGAAGACGAGUUUGGUAGAUUUCGAUUAUGGGCCGCUAAUAUUGGUGCCCUUUCGAGAGGGCACAGCUCGCUUGAUUACAGGCUUCGUGAUGCGCCUGUGGUCCUGGAAGGGGCUCUUAAGCUCCUAAAUGAAUUACAGCAAGAGCUUCAUCAAAUGUGCCUCGUCUUAUCUUGCGCAAGACUUCCAUAUGAAGCGCAAAUAUCCUUACGUGCGGCGGGCCAUGUGGACGACUCGGACACGUCCUCAUUGUCUAGCGAUAGCGAGUCGAGCUCCGACAGCUCCUCAGACAGUGACGACGAGAAAUUAGCUCCUAGCGAGCUGCGCCGACGAGUGUCUGCGUUAUCUAAUAUUAAUGACAACUUUUAUCGCCUGUCUCGUUCAAUACGAGCGCCGGCAUCUCACUCUAGGUUAUUGAAAGCACUGUCUUAUAAGUUGAUCGACAAAGAGAGUGGGGUUGACGUUGUGCAACAAUUUGCUCCGGUGGACUUGGCCUUUACGAAAGAUCUCUUUUCACAACUACGUCGAAAUGCGCAGGAUCAGUAUGCGAACUGUCCAACGCUCGACGAUGGUGAUCUGGCUAUGAUUAAGAGGCUUGCCCAAGGUAUAACCUGUAGAAGGCAACAAUUUCUUUACUGGAAGCAUCAUAGGAAAAAGCUUGGUUUCUAUGCCGAGAAGGAGAUUUUGAAAAUCCCUAAGCCCGCACCUACUGUACAUUUGAAGGGAGACGAAAUGAGGGAAUCUGUUGCUGGCCCGCGUGCGUCGUUGCCAGUUAUUGGCAAAGCUCAAACGGAAUCUUAUAGGCCUAAAACCACACUCACCGAAACGACUGCAACUCUCUUCAUUGCUCCGACCAAUGUGCCUGAUGGUAACCAGUCGGUUACCUCAUAUGCUACAACUGCCCGUGGUCUGGAUGGCAGCAGGAUCGAAUUUCCUAAGUUGCCAAAGGACAUCAAGAAAGGCAAAGAUUUCGAAUGCCCCUAUUGCUUAAUGAUAUGUCCUCCGCAUUAUCAGAUGCCACGUGCUUGGAGGGCACACUUGCUACGAGAUCUAAGGCCCUAUAUGUGUACUCACAAACAUUGCCAACAGCCGGAUGAGCUCUUUGCAACCAAACAAGAGUGGCUGAACCAUGAACACACUCACCAAAAAGCCUGGCAAUGUCCGGAGCAUGCCUCGACGCACUUCUUAAGGCAAGAUGAUUUAAAGCGGCAUCUAUUGGCCGAAAACCACGAGUCUCUACAGCGAAUGGGCCUAGAAGAUUUGCUCGCCAUCUGCGAGACCGCUCGACCUGACUCGAGGACAGUAUGCCCAAUCUGUUUCGUGGAUGCUGGCUCGUCAUAUGGCCUGGAAAACCACUUGGCGAAUCAUCUAGAGCGGUUUGCGGCAUUUGCAUUGCCUAGAGACGUCGAAGGCGAUGCAGAUGAGGAAUCUCCCGAGAACUCCAAUAUGUCUGACCACGCAUUUGCUAGGUCUGACCAGUCAGAAGUUUCGGACAUAUCUUACGCAUUCGCUGGUGAGGACAAGAAAGCUGAAAUUGAAACACUUGCGAGGAUGACACGGGGAAUUUCCUCGACAAAUUUCGGUGGCGAAUAUUUUCCCGCUGUCAACAAAUUACACUAUCAGAUAAUAAGCAUUGUGAACUUACCGACUGAGAUAUUAGAUAAGCUCAAUAUCGAUCUCCAGUUUAAAGCAGUCUUCAAAACUAUUCCAAGGCUUUUGAUAGAAUUAAAAGAAGUUGUGGCUUUAGUCGACUCAGACGACUUCCGAGAGUGUACAUCGGAGCUUAUAUUCCAAAUGGAAAGAUUAGACAGUAUUCUUCAGGAAUAUGCAGUUGACUUCGCAUUGGAUUCUUCCCAUCCUAGGCUCGGUAUAGACACUGUUUUUUCCAACCAAAGCCUAGAGGAUGGACGCGAACGAAACCAAGCAGAUGGAGAACUCUCUCCCUCACGAGAUAGCAGUCCAGACAGUGUGGUCAACGGGACAGGCCCUAGGCUCUCGACGAUGAACCUUGACAGAUCCCGAACAUCCGAUUCAGCUGAAGAUGCCGCUUCUCCGAUACGAGAUAGCAGCCCAGACAGUAUAGUUAACAGAACAAAUUCUCUUCUUUCGACGAUGGAUCUCAACAAAUUCCAAACAUCUAACCCGGCCGCGGAUGACCUUUCGCCGACACGAGAUAGCAGCCUAGAUAGUGCCGUUAACAGAACAAGCCUUGGGCUCUCGACGAUGGACCUAAGCGGAGCACAGAGCGUGAUGACUGAAGAGGAAGAAGAGUUCCUUAUUCAUCUGCGUGACGAGCGGGAACCCAAACCUGACUGGAAGACCACCAUGGCUGAGUUCAACGAGCAUACGGGAAAGAACUAUAGAAUACCCGCGCUGCAGAUGCGCUAUUCGAGGCUAAAUAAAAAACUACGCGUUGGUACCGUUAAUAGAACAGUCUUAGAUAACGUCAUUGUCAACGCCUCUACCCGGGUCGACGGCAUGCCGCUCGGGAAGACGGAGUCCGAGUCGUUCUAUAGGAAGCAGCUCACCACAUAUGCAGCAUUCGCCAUUGUCGCAAAUCAGGAUAAGAUUGAGUCUAAAAAGGAAGAGCGCUGGGUCAAAGCCCAGAUUAACCAGGAAUCCUACCCAACUGAGCAUAUCAUUAAUAUGAUCCGGAACCUCGACGCCGGGCCCAUAUCCAUGGCUGAGAGGAAGGCCCAUCUCAUCCCAAGCCAGAGCGCGCAUAUCACUAAUAUUCUAAACAACAUGAUUAGGAAUGAGCGCGAGGGUCAGUUCUUCGAAUGGGUCCUGGCCCAGCUAGAUUGUGAGGAGUCAAUGAACCCAAAGACGGGCCAGAAGGAGAUUAUGUUUAUAACUAUCUAUCUUAAGCGCGCGCCGCUCCCAGGCAUCGACGUUUUCCACUUGUACCGCGAGCGCCAGGAGCGAGCACGCAUGCAAGCUAUACAUGGACAGCAGGAACAGAACUUCCACCAGCAGGCCCAGGCGAUACAACAGCAACAACAGGACAGACUUAAGGGCCAAGCUGCCAGAACAGAGGCAAAAUCCAAGGCUUCUAACAACGGAGAGGGUGAUGAGCCAACGGAGGAACCGGCCAGCAAAAAUAUGCCGAGGAAUAGUCCUCCAUUUCUAAUCGCUACUCUAACUUCGCUGUUAACUAGAGCCCAGCCGAUCCAGCAACGAUUGCAGGAUAUAGCUACCGAAGGCAAGGUCACGUCAAACGCACUAGUUAUACUAAAGCGGAUAUUCCCAGGCAUAUGUGUAGCUAUUACGAGCCUCAUCACUAUGUUACGAGAGGGCAUCCCGGAUUCCUCUAUAGUUCUAUUUAUAGAGGAAAUCGAUACGAAAUGCCAGCGGCUAUUCGAAGAUUCUUUGACUUUCUUAGACAAAUAUAAGAAAAGUAUUCGACUAGGCUUGAUUAGUCAAAAAACAUUAGGCUGGGGUAGCAAAAAACAGUACCGAGAAGAUAAAUUGCGGCUAGUAACUUCCGCCCAGAGCGUUGAAGAGGAAAUAAAUUAUACACUUGAGCUCCAUGCGAGAGGCCGCUUACGCAAACACAGGCACGACCAAGACGAACUGAUCUCCCCUCUAUCUACAGAACCUCGCACGCUCACUGCCGACAACGCGGAAGCCAGCGGCGGAUUAUCUAGAGGGGACGAGCAUGAACAGAGACCAGAAUCGCCUAAGAACUCUCAGAAUACCGACAAUAUGCAGGUCCUAGGCCUAGAAGAUGGUCCAAAGUGGGACAUGAAACAUCGGAGCUGUCUAAAUUAA